Periophthalmus magnuspinnatus is the source of this 2477-nucleotide messenger RNA. RefSeq names its product rho GTPase-activating protein 8-like. Gene Ontology annotation, cellular component: cytoplasm. Gene Ontology annotation, biological process: negative regulation of endocytic recycling; small GTPase-mediated signal transduction. The record is from RefSeq and is a predicted model, not a curated record. The coding region runs from base 55 to 1332 and encodes 425 amino acids. The transcript is spliced from 13 exons. Gene Ontology annotation, molecular function: GTPase activator activity. NCBI's taxonomy places the organism in Eukaryota, Metazoa, Chordata, Actinopteri, Gobiiformes, Gobiidae.
GGUGGUACAUUUGAGGAAGUCACUUUUGUACCUGAAAAGCGCCGUGCUACAGAAAUGACAUCACUACCUCCGGACCUGGAGCAGCUGGCAGAGAUAGAGCUUCAACGGGAGGAGGAGGAGGAUGAAGAGGAUCCGGUGUCCAGCACAGAUGGCCCUCCCAGCAGCAGAUGCAGCGUUGACCUCUCUCACCCAUACUACGACAUCGCCCGACAUGGGAUCAUUCAGGUCUCUGGAGAUGACAAAUAUGGAAGGAAGUUAAUCAUCUUUAGUAGUUGUUGUCUGCCUCCGGUCCACCAGCUGGAUCACCGCCGACUUCUACAAUACCUGAAGUACACACUGGAUCAAUAUGUAGAGAUGGACUAUAUCCUGGUGUAUUUUCAUUAUGGCCUGAGAAGCACCAACAAACCCUCUCUGAAAUGGUUAAGACAAGCCUACAACGAGUUUGACAGGAAAUACAAAAAGAACUUGAAGGCGCUCUAUGUGGUCCACCCAACAAACUUCAUCAGAAUAGUGUGGAACCUAUUCAAACCUCUGAUCAGUCACAAGUUUGGAAAGAAGCUUACGUAUGUGAAUUAUCUGGCUGAGUUGAAAGAUUAUUUGAACUACGAGCAGUUAAUGAUUCCUCCGGAUGUGAUUAAGCAUGAUGAGAAGUUGUGCGCAGCUCAGAAAGAUGGACCACCCCCUUCAGUGAAAAAGCCCCCUCCUCGCCCCCCUCUGCCCACGCAGCAGUUUGGUGUCAGUCUGCAGUAUAUACGAGAGAAGAAUGCGGGGGCCAUAAUCCCACCAGUGAUGUCUCAGACCAUUGUAUACUUGAAAGAGAAAGGUUUAAAGACAGAGGGGAUCUUCAGACGCUCUGCUCGUGUUCAGCUGAUAAAGGACAUCCAGAAACUCUAUAAUCUGGGUAAACCUGUAAACUUUGAGCAGUACAAUGAUGUCCAUGUUCCUGCUGUUAUCCUAAAAACAUUUAUCCGAGAGCUGCCUGAACCAUUGCUCACUUUCAGAGUCUACAAUCAAGUGCUGGAGCUCAUGAAAGUUGAGAGCAGCCUCCGUGUGACUCGCUGUAAACAGAUAAUCGAGAGUCUUCCUGAGUAUAAUUUCAUCGUGGUCAAAUACCUGUUGUAUUUUCUUCACAUGGUGUCUCAGGAGAGCAUCAGUAACAAGAUGAGCCCUUCAAACCUGGCAUGUGUCUUUGGGGUGAACCUGGUCUGGCCUCGGCACGGCUCUGUCUCUCUCACCGCUCUGAUGCCCAUCAACAUCUUCACCGAGAUCCUCGUCGAACACUGCCACAGGGUGUUCAACUCGCACCAUUGCACUAAUGAAGUACUACCUUGAACUAGAGGCUGAUACAGGGACACAUCCUCCUGACUGAAGCUGUAGGCUGCUCCCUGGUACUCGGAAGAGGGGAAAUCAAAAAUUGUGUUUGAAGAGGCAUCCCCAGAUACCUUUCCACCAGCAAAAAGGGUAGAUUAAUAGGUCAAUUAAAAGUUCACCAUAUAAAUUUCUGGUGCAGGGUGGUACCGCCGACUUAACUCAGUGGAGAUGGUAUUACUUUACCUGGACUGUUCCAUAAUGUGGCAUUAAACUUAUCCAUCUUUAUAGAGACAAGCAGGUGAUGCUACUAGGCCAAGGUCAGAUCUGGGGAGUGGCAACCCUGCUUUUUCAAGGUGUUUUUGAGCAAUAAAAACCCAUAAUUGAAUAAAUGUGAGAUUUUAAUGCCAUUUUGUGUAGCUUGCUAAAACUUUGUCACGAGAGACAAGCAGGUGGUUAAUACAUCUACUGAAUUUACUACUACGACUACUACUAUAAUCACAAUUUAUAUGAGUAAAAUGUUUCAUAUUUUGUAUAUAUUGGUGUAAUAUCUACUGUGCGCUGUCUUUUAUGCAAACUGAAUAGUAACCAAACUGUUGAAACUAUGACUUAUUUUAACACUGGAUAAUAUUUUUAUCACAUAUCAAUUUUAUAUGCAGUUUGUCUGUUAUUAUUAAACUUUAACCACACUGACUGAUGAGAGGCUUCUUGACAACCUAUUGUCAGUUAUUUUUGUAAUGUUCUUUUUAAUAGUUUGAAUUAAAACAAAGUGAAUUGAACCAGUUGCUCUUUAAACCUGUUUAUUAUUAUUGAUUCAUUUUUUAAGAACUUGGUACAAAACUUGAUACUACUCUUUACCAUUUAUCAACUUCCAUUGAUCAACUUUCAAUGCAUCAUAAAGAAGAAAAAACUACAUUGGCAUAUGUAAGACAAACACUUUCCUAUACACACUAUCCACUGGACGGUUCCCUUAAUGACAAAGAAAAAACUUACUACAGCCAAAAGACACUUUAAAUUCCAUCCAAACCUCUUUGUGUUGUCUUCUUAUGGCAAAGUAAUACAUCAGACAUUGCAAGCUAGAAGUCAGAAUGCAGAAUUGGCAAAUCCAUAAAAAAAUCCUCGAUGUUCUUGCUUCAUUUUUUUUGCUUGAUAAAAGAAUAUAAAAUGUU